This is a messenger RNA of Pestalotiopsis fici W106-1, 3513 nucleotides long. RefSeq lists its product as uncharacterized. NCBI's taxonomy places the organism in Eukaryota, Fungi, Ascomycota, Sordariomycetes, Amphisphaeriales, Sporocadaceae. The transcript is spliced from 2 exons. Bases 1 to 3513 code for a protein of 1170 amino acids. Gene Ontology annotation, molecular function: protein binding. The record is from RefSeq and is a predicted model, not a curated record.
AUGCGCCUCCUCAGAAGAACCACGAAUGGGUCGUAUGAGAUUACCGGGCCGUAUCUCGUCAAAGACAGUAUCCCCGCGUAUGCAGUGUUGUCACAUACAUGGCUAUCUGACAAUGACCGAGAAGUCACUUUCCAGGAUUUGACUACCGGAGAACCCACAAAGAAGCCUGCCGGCUACGCUAAGAUCCAUUUCUGUGCAUCACAGGCCUCGAGAGAUGGGUUAGAAUUCUUCUGGGUGGAUACAUGCUGCAUAGACAGGACUAGCAGCUCUGAGCUCGAAGAGGCUAUCACAUGCAUGUUUUCUUGGUAUCGAGAUGCCGCACGGUGUUACGUGUACUUGGAGGAUGUUUCUGCGAACCCAGAACCUGGAUCUUCUCUCAGCCAGACACAGAGGCAGGACAAAUUGGAAUCGGAAUUUCGCCGCGCCAGAUGGUUCAGUCGAGGAUGGACGCUCCAGGAGCUUCUUGCCCCAGUAGAUGUAGUAUUCUUCUCUGUAGACCAGGUGUUGUUGGGUGACAAAAGCUCGCUUGAGUCAAUGAUACAUGAGAUAACUGGAAUACCACUUGACGCUCUCAGAGGAAAACGCCUGGCCAAGUUCAGUUUGGACGACCGCCUUUCGUGGGCUUCCAGACGACAAACAAGGCGCAAGGAAGACAGGGCGUAUUGCUUGCUGGGUAUCCUCGAAAUCUACAUACCGCGCAUGUACGGCAUGGGUGAUUCGGCCUACGACCUUUUACUUGACGAAAUCAAGAAGAAGAACGCAGUAGACGAAAGACAAGAACUCUUGUUAUCAAACCUGCCUACAGCGUCUGACGCAACUUUCGAUUCCAGCUACAAUGGGCGAGGCCGCACCUGCCUUCAAGACACCAGAGCCGAACUGCUUCAGCAAAUACAAACUUGGGCCGAGGGUGCUGACGAGAAGAAUGUAUUCUGGCUGAAAGGGGCAGAAGGCAUAGGCAAGUCGACAGUAGCGCGUACUGUUGCUAGAAGAUAUCACGAGCGAGGCAACCUAGGGGCAAGCUUCUUCUUCUCGAAGGGUGAAGGUGAUCUCAGUGGCUCCACCAAAUUGGUAUCGAGUCUGGCCCGGCAGCUUGCGGAAUCCAUACCACAAACACGGCGCUUCAUAUGUGAUGCUAUUGCUGAGAAACCGGAAGUCAUGCGUCGGCCCCUCGAGGAACAAUGGACCCAACUUAUAUUGAUUCCUUUGUCAAAGCUUCAUGACAGUCAAGCUCCCUCCCCGAUUCUUUUUGUGAUUGACGCUCUGGACGAAUGCAACGAUGGUAGUGAUACGCAGCGCAUCUUGAGACUUUUCACUGCUGUCAGACAGUUUGACAAUAUCCAACUACGAGUCUUUAUCACCAGCACAGGUCGAGAGCAGGUCCACAACAGUAUCCAGAAGGCGCCAGAGAAUGAGUGUCAAGUCUGCGUUCGUCAGAUUAUACCCACCAUAUUUGAUAACGACCUUGGCGUAUACUUUCAAAACAGUCUAUCGUCGAUCCGUACAGAUUGUGGCUUUGACCAUAAUUGGCCCGCCAUUGGAGUCAUCGAACGUCUUGUUGAGAAAUCCUGCGGUCUCUUCAUAUGGGCUUCUCUUGCUUGCAGGUUCAUCCGUGAUGGCCAACAACUCGCAAAGAGGCGCAUGGACUCGCUGGUUGAUGAGCUCUCUUCACGUUCCCAGCCCAUGAGUCCAUUGGAUUGGAUUUACAUGACGAUCCUACAGAACUCGGUUCAGCCAAGCAUGAAUGAUCUUGAGAUGAAGGAAAUGCAGAAGAUGAGAAGAGCGAUCCUCGGUAGCAUCGCUGUGCUCGACUCGCCGUUACCAGUCAGGUCACUUGCCAAACUGCUCGUCGUAUCCCCUUCCGAAAUCAGAAAGACGCUUGUGGGGUUGAGUCCCAUUUUCGACGCCUCUCAGGACAAUCGUCCUAUCCGCAUCAAUCAUCGCACCUUCAGGGAAUAUCUUCUUGACAAGGAACGAUGUCUUGGCGACUUCCAUGUGAACUCACAAGAGGCGCACGAGUUCCUGGCGCAGAAGUGCCUGACGAUCAUGUCGAGAAUGCUCAAGAGGGAUAUCUGUGGUCUUGGAUCAGCGGAUACCAUCGUCAACAACGUAGACCCUGGUCGGGUCAACCGUUGCAUUCCGCUGGAGCUACAGUAUGCUUGUGUCUACUGGAUCGACCAUCAACGACAGAGUGCCGCACGUCUUCAUGAUGGAGACCAGGUUCACAUUUUCUUCAAGCGACACUUUCUUCAUUGGUUGGAAGCAAUGACCCUACUAGGGAAGAGUAAUGAUAUGGGUGCCAUCAUACGAUUAUAUCAAGCACUCCUGAUUCCCUCUGAAAAUGAGCAGCAACUUCCAUUGGUAAAAGAUGCAAGGCGUUUCAUGCACGCGUUCCAGAAUGCCUUUAACCAGGAACCACUGAAGGUUUAUGUCGCCGCACAAGCAUUGCAUUCACCCACCGAUGAGGAAAGGCUCCGGUUCUGGAGCCAGUUACAUCCCAUCAUGAGAGACAUUCGACUGAGCUCGGCGAUGCCCCCCUACGACAAGGAUGAGUUUAACUAUGUCAGUGACUUGGCUUUCACACCUGAUGGCAAGCAGAUUGCCUCGGGGUCAAGUUUUGGAGCAGUUCGCGUCUGGAGCACUGACGAUAGAGUCGCCUGCUACACACUGGGGGACGCAAAGGACAAGAUCAGCUCCGUCGCCAUCUCUCCGGAUGGGUCGACCCUCAUUGCAGGCUCAGACGAUUUCACGAUUAUGAUCUUCGACUUGAAAAGAAGGAAACUACGGCACACCUUACAAGCACACAGUCGUUGGGUGAACGCUGUAGCGUUCUCCCCCAACGGCAAGCUGUUUGCGUCAGGGUCUAUGGAUCAAACCGUAGCAAUCUGGGACACUGAAACGCUUCGAGAAGUCAAGAGGAUUGACAUCCAGUCAAGUCCUGUGAAUGCAGCUGUCUUUUCUCCUGACGGCCACUUCAUCAUCACGGGUUCUGUUGACGGGAUUGUCAGGCUAUGGGAUUUCUCAACUGAGUCGGAGGAGGCUCACAGGACAUUUCAAGGCCACUCCGGAGCCGUCAACUCGAUCCGAUUCUCCGCCAGUGGACACUUGAUUCUUUCCGGGUCUGACGACAUGACUAUCAAGCUAUGGGAGACGGAAACGGGAAAAGAGCGCAUGACCUUCCGGGGGCACACGAAAAGAGUCAUGACUGCCAUCUUCUCACUGGACGCUGAAAUAAUUGUAUCCGGCUCCGAAGACAAGACCAUUAGGCUCUGGAAUAUUGAGAACGGUGCUUUGCUGCAGACGUUCAGAAAUCAAUCCAGCAGCAUCAACUCCGUCGAGUUCUCUCCAGACGGCAGGAUGCUGGCUUCCAGCUCCUACAAUGACGAAGUCAGACUAUGGGACACCUGCACUUGGAAAUUACUCGGGAAACUGGAAGACUUUGAUGAAGACAUCAAUUCCAGGAUAUAUCCAAAGGCCCUUCAAUCUACUUUGGGAGAGAUGAUUGAUGGCACCUAG